CAUUCUUGAGGCAAGUCCUCUCCUCUCCUCGAUCUCCUUGUAUAUACAUAUAUAUGUGUAAUUAAGCAAUGGUGAGUUGUCAAUUGCACUCCAUUUUUUUUCCUUGAAUCAGAUAUCUUCCUACUAAAGCAAAUAGAAAUGCUUGGAGAUUGGCAAAGGAGAUCCAUUCGAUGAUUUUGGACAUAGCGAAGGACCGCUGUGGAUCUAGCACAACUAAGGACAUAUUGCAAGUGCUCUUGGAAGGUUCCGAAAAUGGUGGGCCUGGUCCAUCAAGUGCUCAUGAGUUCAUAGUUGAUAACUGCAAGGAUAUGUUGCUUGCUGCCUCUGAGGGGACUGCUAUUUCUGCAAUGUGGGGUUUAAUGCUAUUAGCUUCAAAUCCUGAAUGGCAAGCUCGUGCCCGGUCCGAAGUUAAGCAAGUCUGUGGUGGUCAUCUCCCGAAUUUCAAUAUGCUUGGCAAGAUGAAAGUGUUAAAGAUGGUGAUAUUAGAGGUGCUCAGGCUUUACCCGCCAGUGGCGUUGGUAUCAAGGCGAGCCCUGCAAGAUGUGAAGCUUUGUAAUAUGCAGGUUCCAAAAGGUGUAAACAUUUGGAUAUGGGCACCAGCAUUGCACCGCGACCCUGACCUUUGGGGGCCUGACGCGGACAAGUUCAAUCCUGAAAGGUUCAUUGACGGAGUUUCAGGUGCAUGCAAGUCUUCACAUGCCUAUAUACCUUUCGGAGUUGGGGCUCGGCUGUGUCCCGGCAAUAAAUUAGGGAUGAUACAAUUGAAAGUCUUGCUUGCUAUGAUCUUAUCCAGUUUCAAUCUUAGCAUCUCCCCAAACUAUCGUCACUCCCCUACCUUGGGUUUGCUUUUGGAGCCCGAGCACGGUGUUAAUCUUGUCAUUCAGAAGAUAUGAGUCCUGAGGGUGGACAGCUCAAGGAUGCUUAGAAUAAAAUAGUAAAUUAAAAUGAAUAAACUGGUGGCCUGAACUUGUAAAGCUUUGCCAACUAAGGCAAACAGACAAAUAGCUAGAGAUGAAAGCCACUUCUUCAAUGUGUAUCGUCCUCCAAUGUACAAGAUGAUAAUAUUAUAAUUAAUAAUAAGAUAAAAAUGAAAA
Messenger RNA from Populus nigra (black poplar), 1094 nucleotides. RefSeq names its product cytochrome P450 714C2-like. The record is from RefSeq and is a predicted model, not a curated record. The coding region runs from base 171 to 893 and encodes 240 amino acids. NCBI's taxonomy places the organism in Eukaryota, Viridiplantae, Streptophyta, Magnoliopsida, Malpighiales, Salicaceae. Gene Ontology annotation, molecular function: oxidoreductase activity, acting on paired donors, with incorporation or reduction of molecular oxygen; monooxygenase activity; iron ion binding. The transcript is spliced from 2 exons.